Drosophila pseudoobscura is the source of this 6700-nucleotide messenger RNA. It is a transcript of the gene Elys, whose product is annotated as AT hook containing transcription factor 1 homolog. The record is from RefSeq and is a predicted model, not a curated record. Lineage: Eukaryota; Metazoa; Arthropoda; Insecta; Diptera; Drosophilidae. Bases 130 to 6483 code for a protein of 2117 amino acids. The transcript is spliced from 8 exons.
AAUUUAAUCGGAGUUUUAUCCAACACUGCAAACUGUCAAACGUCGCGAAAAAAAACAACACCGGCACACACAAAAUCGCACAAACGCCAUUGAUGUUGCGAAAUUUGCCAGCUAAUGAUAUAGUGAAACAUGAAUUGGUACGAAAUUGAUGCAGAUGAAAGACGCAGCUCGGGAUUUCCAGAGCGCGCAAUUCCUGGCUACGGCCAUCAGAGUGACGACCAUCCGGAUAACUUUGGUGGCGGCAUCAUCAAUGGCGGCAAGUGGGGAUGGAUCACAAACAGGUACUCAAACGAUGCCACUCUGUUGAUCUGUUCGCUGAGGGCGGGCAAGUGCAUUCUGCGUCACAUAUUCUGGAGAGAAGAGGCCGACAGUAGCCAGCGCUGCAGCAUCAGUUGUGUGGAGGAGCUCUUCCCUGGCCAAAAAGACGGAACGAAAUGGCUCGCCGUCUGCCUGGAGACGUGGAACGAUAAGGAAAGCCGGCCCGAGAACUGUGCCAACGCCAUCACACAGAUUGCCAUCUUCUCGACAGCCUACAAUCAGGUGCUUCGCUGCAUCGAUCUGGACGGCCUCUACUGCAGCACCCUCACGUUUCUGGACACACAAAUGUGCCAGCGCACGCGUCUUCGCAACUUUGAUGGCUGCCUGGCGGUGGGCACUAAUGAGGGGGCCGUUCUGCUGUGCGACAUAAAAUGCAACAUUCUGAUGGAAAGUCGCAGUCAAAACAUUAGACUGCCGCAGAGUGAGAUCACUUGUGGUCAGGUGGUCCGAAGGCAAUCCUCCGAGUGCUCCACGGACGCAAUCAAUACUUGGCUGCAAGAACAGGAAUGCAGCCUCGACUGCAAUGGCCACUUGGCAGUGGAGGUGGAUGUGGGCAAGAGCGAGGUGCGCUGCCUUAUAUCUGUUAACUUCAUCACUGGCUUUGCCGCUGGCCUCAAGGAUGGCCGCAUUGUGAUCUACGAUCUGGAUAGUUUCCAUAUCACCGCCGUACUUUAUCCUCCCGGGUUCGAGGUGGCCAGUGUAGAGCGACUCUGCUGCGUUGUGCCACGAGAUGAUCCCAAGCCCUGCCUCUUCGUAUUCGGCAUGUACGGUGGGGCCACCGAAAUGACCACCCUCCUCCAUUCCAUCCACUACAGCCACUCCAAUGCGGAUGACGAAGGCCAGGAGAUACUCUUUAAGAACUUUAGGAGCACCGAAACCUGCGCUAAUCUGCUGCUCGAUAGCGGCCCCUGCUCCAUCCUUGGCUGCUCAACGGCCUCCUCAUUCAGCUCUUACGGCGACAAUGGCACCCUCCUGGCCUUAUUCAGCUGGUACUCGCACAAUGAGGGCACGAACAAGCUUCUACUCUUCGACAUGAAUCAGUGGUACAAGGACGAGAUGCCCACCUGCCUGAACCCGAACCAGAAGCUCAACUUUCUGGCCGGCUAUUCACUGCCUGGCGAGGUCCCAGGCCUGGGCUUUCACCUGGACUCCGCAACUAUUCAGCAUUUCAUUUCGUUGCAGCGCUACGAUGAGCAUUUCUAUCCCAUUUCAUUGAGCUUUGAUUUCUCCCUGCUAACAGCCGGGGGCUGCCAGUACUAUGUCCAUGAGGGGCUGCAGCGGCGCUUUCUGCGAAGCCUCCAGGCGGAGAAGGCCCCGCUCUUCUUGAUGGCUGAGGAAACACACAAGAACAUUAUUGGCCUGCGCCUCAUGCCUCAGUUCAGUGAGCUCCAACCCGAUGCCACAUUCUCCAAGAUGGCCAUGUAUGAGGAGAUCCUCUCGGUGGCCCUCGAACACGGAUUAAUGGGACUGCUAAAGAAUUGUGCAAAGAGCUGGAUCGAUGGCAGCUACCUGCGCAACCUGCGGGAUCCCACAACACUCUCCCUGUCGACCCUCACCAACUGGAUAAUGAAGCGCGCCGCACAGAUUAAAGUGCGCUGCUCGGAGCUGUGCCAGGGCAUCUUUGACUACGGCGGCUAUCCCCUGGACGAGCGCGAGCGCAAGGAGUUCAGGCUGCUAAACGGCCAGUUGGGCAAUCUGGACAGCCUGCAGUCGUACAUCGCGAGUUUGGGCAAGCGCAGCCUGGCUCAAUCGCUACUCAGCGAAAUCGAGAGCAAUGGACAGAUGCUCCGCACAGUCCAUGCCUACCAGAAAGUGCUACUGUACUUCAUUAGGUGGGGACUGCUGCCAGAAGGCCAGCAGUUUCAACAGAAGGAGGAGGGCGGACAGCAGCCUUCGGCCCUAGUGCAGAUGCGACGCGACUACGCAGAAAGAGGCUUGUCGAGGCGUGGUAGUCUCUACAUCGAUCGCCUGUUGCGGCGUAUUUCCCAAGAGAGCGGCGGUGUACCCGAUUCCCUGGUGUAUCCUCCAGACACACAGUCCAUCAUGAACUUGAUGCUGUCGCCGAACACCGAUAUGGAUCACAAGCAAGAGGUAAUUUUUUACUUGCUGCUCGAUCUGGAUGUCCAUAUGCCGAAAGUGAAGCUCAGCAGCAGGUUUAUCACCGAAUUCGGUCUCAAAAAGAAUCUCGUGUUGCGCGUGAAGUCCCUCUGGGCCCUGGAUCACGAUGAUCAUUCGGAAUGCAUAAGACUGCUGUCGAGCUCGAAGUGUUCGGACACAACCUAUCAGAACUGGCAUGUGGAGCUGCUGGUGGAAACUCUCCUGGCCAAGGGCGCCGUCUCGGCGGCCAUGAGCGUGGUGGGACGGCCGCCGGGGCCGCUUUCCACGCUGACGCACCUGAAGGUCCUAGUGGCCAGCAAAAACAUACCCGAGGCCUUCGAGUAUGCCCGGCGCAAUGACGACGACGUAACGGGCCGGCCGCUGCUGGAGUACUUCUUCCGGCAAUGCAUCGAGGACCGGCAGUUCAAGGCUCUGGCCCAGCUGUGCCUGCGCGAAUCGGAGGAGGAGCUCGCCCUGCGCCUGCUCAGGGAGUGCAAGACCCCGCUGACGGAUAGCGUUCAGCUGAUUCUGCUUCUGCAUAAGUCCAAGUACAUUGAGGCGGUCUCCUUUAUGGACGAGGUGGCCGCCGAGCGGCAGAUCGCCGACGAUUCCAGCCGAGCGAUUAUCUGUGCCUACCGCUCAACGAUGAACCCCGUUUCCCAGACCCUUGCCGGCGACUACUUCCGCAUCCGCGAGAACCUGGACGUGGCGCCGGCCGAGAACGUCCAUCCGGAGCCCUUCAGCAGUCAGCUGGCCAGAGACAAUUUCAGGGGACUGAAGGGCAGCGUCUUUCAGAGCUCUGCCCUCGGCGCCCACUGGGCCACGCUCUACAACAUGGACUCAUCGCCGAAGGGCAAGGCGAUCCCCUGCCACCAGGUGCCCUUCCUGCGGAGCUCGAUGUACGGCCUGAGCCAGCUGCCCCGUCGCCGUCGCACUUUGCGUCCUGUGCCCCACCAGGCGGUGAAGAAGCGUGUACGCGAGCCGGAGGAACCUGAGCAGGCCGGCGGCGGCGGCGGCGACUCCCAGUUGAACCUGCGGCCAUCCAAGCGGCGCCGUAUGCUGAGCGAACAUUUCGUGGAGGGUGUCUGCGACUUUGUUGGGAAUAAGUUCUAUCAAGACCAGACCGAUGAUGAUCAGCAACCCAAGCCCAGUGAGCUGCUCCAGCUGCCGACGUUCCUGCAGGCAAAGAAGCAGCCGCCGCUCCAGCAAAAGACCCAUUCACCGCCAGUGACCAUACUAAAGCGGCGACCGGCCCUCGACGCAGGGGCCGAUACUCCACCGCUGUCCACGGCUAAGCCAAAGCGGUUUCGCUUCAUGCCGCCAAUGCCAUUGCAAUGCCAUGGUCUUAACGAUAGCGACGCCAUGGAUGUGGACUGUACGUUGAGUCCCCAGAAGGUAGAUGAGGAGGAGCAGGAGGUGGAAGAGGAGCAGGAGGUGGAGGUGGAAGAGGAGGAGGAGGAGGAGGAGACUGACGAGAUCAUUGUGGAAAUCGAGCCGCCAGCUGGUUUCCUACCCUUCGCCUCGGACAACAGCCAGUCGGAUGAUGAUGAGGAUGAGGAUGAGUAUAUGUCGCCCCUGAAUUCACCAUAUACUUCGAUGGUCAGCCCGAGAUUGAUGUCAGCUCCAGAGAAACAUCUCGAGAAAUCUCCCCGCCCCAUGGCUCCGCCUGUUGGGCCUCAGCCCCGCAGCUCGCUCAUCCAGGCUGGAAAGAGCGAGAGCAGCAGCGGAUUCGGGAGCUUUGCCUCCAUCCUCACGGCCGAAACGGCAUCCCACGAGUUUGCCCCCACCGUCUGCUCCUCGAAAAUGGGAACACAGUCGAUAUUUUCCUCAGGUACGGCCACCGCAACCGCCACCGCGACCACCACCACCUCUGUUAAGAUCUCGGAGCGUACCACCAUAUGUGUGGAUAUGGAUGAUCCCGAAACGGAGCCAGAGUCAACAGCAUCGGGGGGCAGGUCCGACUGGUAUGCGCCAUCAGUUAACUUGCAGGAGCAGGAAGAGGAGCAGGAGCAGGAGCAAGAGCAGGAGCCGAAAGAGGUCCAAAUGCUGGACACCACUCUGGGAAUGUCCACAUAUGAUGUGACGACACCUGAGCAGCGGCAGGAGGAGUCGCUUUUCUCGCCGGAGAUCGAGGAUGAAAUGAUUCUGGCGGAGGUCGAGGCAGAGCAACUGGAGAAGGACGAGGAACUGAUGGAGGAGUAUCUGCAGGAGGCCCAGGAGGAAGGACAGCUGCAGGAGCGGCCCAGCAGCUACAAUCGAACAUACAUGGGCAGCUCCGAUGAUCCGCCGCAGGAGCGCAGCUCCUCGCCCUCCCUGAGCCUCAGCAGCGAAAUGUCGAACAUGUCCUCGCCCCCCACCCUGCCGGAGACCAUCCAGGGUGGCGAUGGCAUGUACUCGAUUGUCAUUGAGUCGACGGGCUCCAUAACCACAUCGCGUUCGGUCACGCACACGCCCACCUCCUUUCUGCCCAGCGACACAAAUGUUUCCCAGAACUCGAGUCCACGGGCAACGCGCGGCACUGGCGGGGAUGGCUCACCGCGUGCCCUGUACCGGGCCAAUAGCCUCGAGACCGUGGAUGAUCUGGAUACCACCAAGGGCUCCCUGGAGGAGGAGGAGGAGGAUGAUGAGGACGACUGUGUGAUCGCUCUGGACGGCACCCGGGUCGGUGGCUAUGUGGCCCGCCCCUCUCAAUCGGCGCCCUCCAGCAGUGCCGAGCUGUUCGCCUUCAAAGAUGAGACCCAGAAGGAGAACGGCCCUGGCGACGGCCCCUCCCUCUCAGUUGGGGCUACGGCUACGGACACAUCAAUCGUCAUUUUGGACAGCAGUGAAGAUGAGGCUGAAAACGAGGACAAGUCUCCAUCGAAGUCAAGCUCCACAGCGGCCUCGGACACGGGUUCAGGAUCAGAAGAGGGAUCAAGCUCAAAAUCAGAGACGGACUCGAAAUCGUCAACCUCAUCGCAAUCUGGAUCAUCCCAGACGCAAUCCAGUUCUAGUUCUAGUUCUAGUUCUAGUUCUACAUGCACAUCUAGUGAUGACGAAGCACCACCAGAAAAGAAGAUGCAUCUCGCCACGCUGCACGAAAUUGAGGAGGUAGACAGUGAGGUCGAGUCGGAGGAUGAGAACGAUGAAGCCCAGCAGAACGUUCCCGAAGAGAAGGAGGAGGAUGAGAACGAUGAAGCCCAGCAGAACGUUUCCGAAGAGGAGAAGGAGGAUGAGAACGAUGAAGCCCAGCAGAACGUUCCCGAAGAGAAGAAGGAAUCUGAAUCAAAGGACGAGCAGCAGCUGCAGGCCGAAGAUGAGCCACAGACGACGUCCCAUGAAGACCAUGACGACUCCAAACUAAGUCUGACGUUGGCCUUCUCCGACAAUGAGGACGAACGGGCUCCAACCGUAGAUUCGCCAGCUACCUCACGUGUCCUCCGCCCGCGGGCCGAUCCUGGUAUCAGGGUGCGCCUGCGCAGCGACGAUGGUCCGCCCAAGAGCUCUGCGGGCGGCUUCGAACGAUCCGUGUCCACACCACCUUUGUCGAUGCCAAAGCGCCGCAACUCGGGACAGCCCAAGAAUCCGCUGGUGGUGAUCGACGAACAUAAAUCUCUGGACUCUGGUUCUCCGAUGCUGCGCACAUCCGCGCGCACCAAGCGAUCCACCUCCACAAUUAGGGAGGUGACCGCGGAGUCGAAAAAAACAGCCGAAUCCCGGAAGGGCCGUUGUACCAGUGAGCCACCCGUGAAGUCCGGAAAGCAGCGCCGGACAAGCGGAGCCGAGGAGAAAUUGCCCGAAGAUUCCACGCUUAUAUCAUUGCCUCGUCUGCGGCUUCGAAGCACCAGCAGACGCUCCAGCUUGGCGAUGAGCGAUCAGGAGUCGCCUGCGACCACCCCCAUCCCGCAGACAACUGGACGUGAGCUUCGUCCUCGUCGCAUUCGAACCUCGUCGGAUUCUGCAUCGUCGCCAGCCUCGCGAACAGCCACACCAACUCUGCAGCAGGUGAACAGCGAGGCCAAUGUGCCCCUAAAGAAACGCCUAAGAUCAAAGCCUAUGGUCGACGGCAAUGGCGAAUCCGAAAAGUGAAGGUAACGCACCGCUGAAGGAGGAGGAAGGUGACACACACCACAAGCAACGUAGCAGACACCAGAGACUCUUGUAUUAUUGAAUGGUUACGCCGCCACAUGGGCUUUACUUUAUUUUUGUUUUUUUAGUUGUAUUGACACAAAUUGCCAAAUGGCCAGACGUGCUUCUCGCGUGUUCAAUAAAUAGUUAGAGUUCCCCCACAUGGCGGACACGUACA